Messenger RNA from Gossypium raimondii (Peruvian cotton), 2162 nucleotides. Its product is annotated as NADP-dependent malic enzyme. Gene Ontology annotation, biological process: malate metabolic process; pyruvate metabolic process. NCBI's taxonomy places the organism in Eukaryota, Viridiplantae, Streptophyta, Magnoliopsida, Malvales, Malvaceae. The transcript is spliced from 17 exons. Gene Ontology annotation, cellular component: chloroplast. The coding region runs from base 246 to 1976 and encodes 576 amino acids. The record is from RefSeq and is a predicted model, not a curated record. Gene Ontology annotation, molecular function: malate dehydrogenase (decarboxylating) (NADP+) activity; NAD binding; malate dehydrogenase (decarboxylating) (NAD+) activity.
CGUACUCAGCACCUUCUCUUUGACGUUGGAAAAAAAAACAAAGAAAGCAAAACGCCACCAAGCUUUUGAUUUCCAACUUUCCUUGAACAAUCCUUUUGGGGUUCCUUUGAUUUCACUUCCCCUAUAAAAUGGGUUGGUUUUUGUUAUCUGAAAUAUAAAGCCAAAACCUUUGUUUUGCCCUGUUUCAAAGCUUUCUUUGAUCUUAGAUAGUUGAGUAGAGUCUUUGAUUAUUGCUGAGAACAAGGAUGGACGGUGGUGAUUACAGUGUUGCUGGUGGUGUGGAGGAUGUGUACGGUGAGGAUGCUGCCUCCAUCGAUCAGCUUGUCACUCCUUGGACUGUCUCUGUUGCUAGUGGGUAUUCGUUGAUGCGUGACCCUCGCCACAACAAAGGGCUAGCCUUCACUGAGAAAGAGAGAGAUGCCCAUUACCUGCGUGGCCUUCUUCCCCCUGUUGUUCUCACUCAAGAGCUUCAAGAGAAGAAGCUCAUGCAUAACCUUCGCCAAUACCAAGUUCCUUUGCAACGUUACAUGGCCCUCAUGGACCUUCAGGAGAGAAACGAACGCCUUUUCUACAAGCUUCUCGUCGAUAACGUGGAGGAACUGCUCCCGGUUGUAUACACCCCAACUGUUGGUGAAGCUUGCCAAAAAUAUGGGAGCAUUUUCAGGCGCCCUCAGGGUCUUUACAUCAGCUUGAAAGAGAAGGGGAAGAUUCUUGAAGUGUUGAAAAACUGGCCUGAGAGGAGUGUUCAAGUUAUUGUUGUCACUGAUGGUGAGAGAAUUUUGGGACUUGGAGAUCUCGGUUGCCAGGGAAUGGGGAUACCUGUAGGAAAACUUUCUCUAUAUACAGCUCUUGGUGGAGUCCGCCCCUCAGCAUGCUUGCCUAUCACUAUUGAUGUUGGGACAAACAAUGAGAAGUUGUUAAAUGACGAGUUUUACAUUGGUCUUAGACAAAGGAGGGCAACUGGACAGGAAUACGCAGAACUUCUUCAUGAGUUCAUGUCUGCAGUUAAGCAGAAUUACGGAGAGAAAGUUCUAAUACAGUUUGAAGAUUUUGCGAACCACAACGCAUUCGAGUUGUUGGCAAGAUACAGUUCAUCUCAUCUUGUUUUCAAUGACGACAUACAGGGAACAGCAUCUGUGGUACUGGCCGGGCUACUUGCAGCCCUGAGAUUACUCGGUGGAACUCUUGCAGACCAUAGGUUCUUGUUCCUUGGUGCUGGUGAGGCUGGAACCGGUAUAGCUGAGCUCAUAGCUCUUGAAAUGUCAAAGCAGACUGGAAAUCCGAUUGAAGAGAACCGGAAGAAGAUAUGGCUUGUAGACUCAAGGGGAUUGAUUGUUGACUCGCGCAAGGAGUCACUUCAACACUUCAAGAAACCUUGGGCUCAUGAACAUGAACCUGUCAAGGAACUCGUUGAUGCUGUGAAGGCAAUCAAGCCAACAGUCCUGAUCGGAACAUCUGGUGUUGGAAAACAAUUCACAAAGGAAGUCGUUGAGGCCAUGGCAGCCUUGAAUGAGAAACCUCUUAUCAUGGCUCUAUCUAACCCUACCUCACAAGCUGAGUGUACAGCAGAAGAAGCAUAUACAUGGAGCGAGGGUCGUGCAAUCUUUGCGAGUGGAAGCCCAUUUGACCCCUUUGAAUAUGAUGGCAAAGUCUUCGUGCCUGGCCAGGCAAACAAUGCAUAUAUUUUCCCUGGAUUUGGCUUGGGUGUCAUAAUUUCCGGUGCGAUUCGUGUUCACGAUGACAUGCUUUUAGCAGCCUCGGAAGCUUUGGCUUUGCAAGUGACGGAGGAACACUACGAGAAGGGAUUGAUCUACCCACCAUUCUCCGAUAUCAGAAAGAUAUCAGCCAACAUCGCAGCUAAGGUUGCCGCCAAGGCAUAUGAACUCGGUCUGGCUUCUCACCUUCCUCAGCCGAAGGAUCUGGUUAAAUAUGCAGAGAGCUGCAUGUACAGUCCAAAAUACAGAACCUACCGUUAGAAACUUGAAAUUGGAAUAGACUCGUCCUAUAUAGUCCAAUGCUUUGUAUGUUUGUCUGCUAUUUGCAAAGCCUAAGCUUCACUUGGUUUUGCUCUUGUCAUAGCACCAAGUUAUGGGCUAUUCAUUGUUUUCUUUAAUGUAAUUUCAAUCCUGUUUUGAAAUGAAUCACAAUAUUGCUUUUCUUUU